AUGAUGUCGGGCAUACGCGACCGUGAACUAGCGUUAAUCUUCACCAGCCGUCCACCGGCCAACGUCAAGGAGGCUCUUGACUUGGACUCGGCUCGCCGCACCCAAUACCCAUUGGCGCAAGAACCUCAAUCCACCAGAGAUCCAACUACUUGGGGUCAUCCACCCAACCUCCCAGGCCGGUCCACACCCUACCACACCACUUUAAACCGACGUUUCCAACCCCCCAGGCUUCCAGGCCCGCCAAACAACAAUCAGUGUUACUACUGCGACCGUUUCGGCACAGCUGCCAAGAAAUGCGGACACAACUCAGGUAACCAGCCCUUUCCCCUAGCCGCUUUAUACACCCUCCCCUCUGAUUUUAAGCCAUUGACAAUCUCGGGCACAGUGGCCAAUAGGAGAGUCAGUAUCCUUAUAGACACGGGCGCAGCCGUCUCCCUGAUUCACCGUAGCCUCCUCCAUGGAACAAACUACAUUCAGUCGGCAUUCCCUCAGUUACAGAUUCUCACCGCCAACAGUUCCACCCUCCAGCUUAGCGGCUCCGCCACAGUUCCAGUUUCCAUCAAAGACACGACUAUCCGGCAUUGCUUCCUCGUGUCUUCUGAACUGAAAUGGAAUGUCAUACUCGGCUGCGAUUUUCUAAAACGACAUGCCCAGGCUAUUACCUUCUCCCCCACUUCUCAGUCCCUAAUCCUCAAAGACGACGAGGUAACCGUGGACGUAAACAGUGUCGAAAUCGAUACACGACCUCCCCUCGAUCCGUCCUCAAUCGAAGAUAUCCUACCGGAUAACAUAUCGGCAGACGAUCGCGGCGCCCUAUUCCACGCGUUAGCACCGUUCACAUCCGUGUUCACAUGGGCAGACCAGGCUAUCGGACGGUGCAACGUAGUCCAACACCGGAUAAACACCGGAUCCGCCCCUCCACAGCACCUCCCUCCCCGACGGAUACCCUUCCACUUUCGGGAAGAACUCGAUAAGAUGGUAGAAAACAUGCUCCAACAAGGCAUCAUCCAACCUUCCUCCUCCCCGUGGGCAGCGCCGGUAACUCUGGUUAAAAAGAAGGACAAUUCCCUUCGUCUCUGUGUUGACUACAGACGCCUCAACGCGGUCACGGUCAGAGAUGCCUUUCCCCUUCCCCGUAUGGAUGACCUCCUAGCUUCUAUGGCGGGGAAGAAAUUCUUCUCUACCCUUGACCUCUCCUCAAGCUACUGGCAAAUCGAAAUACACCCGGAAGAUCGCGCAAAAACCGCCUUUUCCCUGCCCUCGGGACUCUUCGAGUUCACCACACUACCUAUGGGCCUAGCCAAUGCAGCGGCGACCUCCCAACGCCUCAUGCAGAAAUUACUGCAAAACCUCUGUCCAUCGAAGUGCCUUGUUUACCUAGACGACGUCAUAGUGUGGGGCACCACGAUAUCAGAACUGCUAGACAACCUUUCGGAAGUCUUAACGAGGAACCAAGAUGCCGGUCUGACACUCAAUCCAAAGAAGUGCAAGUUCCUCCAACCAGAAAUUCCCUUACUCGGCCACAUAGUAAGCCGCGAGGGCCUCAAAACGGAUCCUGACAAGAUCCAGGUAGUCAUAGACUGGCCCCAGCCGGCCAACGGAGAUGAAGUCCGCUCGUUCCUGGGCCUAGCAGGAUACUACAGGGCUUUCAUACGUCGUACGCUCGCCUUGCCUUCCCUCUCACGAGACUGA
Spirometra erinaceieuropaei is the source of this 1692-nucleotide messenger RNA. NCBI's taxonomy places the organism in Eukaryota, Metazoa, Platyhelminthes, Cestoda, Diphyllobothriidea, Diphyllobothriidae. The record is from the annotation of a GenBank genome assembly.